Molecule: messenger RNA, 957 nt
Organism: Dujonia railenensis
Lineage: Eukaryota; Fungi; Ascomycota; Pichiomycetes; Serinales; Debaryomycetaceae
Source: the annotation of a GenBank genome assembly
AUGUAUUGUGACCUUGAAGACUCGUUGGAGGAGUUUGAUAUUCGUUACAUCGAGGCUUGUAAUCAAGUUAAUUUAGACGUUGAUAGCAUUCUUAGCCAACCUUCUUCUGACAGUGCCAAUGUUUAUACUGGUACUUCUGUUGUUGCUGCUACUACUGCUGCUACUGCUACUGCUACUGCUACUGUUUCCGCUUCAACUGCUGCUGCUGCUGGUUUCGGUAAAUCAAAAAUUGGCAGGUCCAAUCUGAUUUCUUCCCAAACUAAGAAGCUAACGUUAUCGUCCCCUUUACUUGCCAAUAAAGAACUUUCUAACUUCACCUGCUAUGAUAAGAAGCAAAGAGAAUCUACAUUGGCAUUUAACGUCGAUGUAUCACCAACUUCUACGCAGCCUCCUGCUGUUUCCUAUACAAUGAAGCCUCCUCAGAAACAACUGUUGACAAACAGUGUACCUCCACUUGCUCCACCAAUCCUCACCAUUGACUCAUUCCAGAAACCAUUUGAGUUUAGAUCUCAUUCGCUAAGCACGUCGCCCCAAAUUCAUCAGCGUAGAACCACGGUAUCAUCUAACACACCGCCCAUUACUGGCCAACCUCCCUUAUUUAGAAGGAGGGCCACUUAUUCCUCAGCCUCAUCUAUAGGCAACCCAUUCUACAAACCGUCUACAUUACAUAAAAAGGAAGUAGAACAAAAUAGACCAUCGACCUCAUCAUCGUCGCCUUCGUUUUCAAACAAGAACUCCAUUACUUCGUCAUUUUUAGAUGAUUCAACGUUGAAUUCACUCCUCGAAACCGACUUUUUAUCUACGAGUAUCCAGAAGAAACGCAAAGUGUCAUCAGACUCAUUUUCGUUAGAAUCAUUCUUCACCUCGGAAAUUGCAUUGGAUGAAGAGUUUGCCACGGAUUUCGUGUUGUAUCAGGAUUCCAAUGACCUUUCAGGCUUAGCCAGUGAUGCUAAAUGA